Messenger RNA from Manihot esculenta (cassava), 1017 nucleotides. RefSeq names its product probable long-chain-alcohol O-fatty-acyltransferase 1. The record is from RefSeq and is a predicted model, not a curated record. Lineage: Eukaryota; Viridiplantae; Streptophyta; Magnoliopsida; Malpighiales; Euphorbiaceae. Gene Ontology annotation, biological process: lipid metabolic process. The transcript has a single exon. The coding region runs from base 1 to 1017 and encodes 338 amino acids.
AUGGAAGAAGUCGCGAGGUUCAUCAAGGCAUGGAUUAUAGCCAUAAUAUGCCUAUGCUAUUGUUACUACACAACAGCCAAAAUUCCCAAAGGCAUUCUCAGGCUUCUCUCACUCCUCCCUGUCGUCUACAUCUUCAUCAUCCUCCCCUUCAAUCUCACCUCCGUCCAUCUCUGCUCAGCCACUACAUUCCCUCUAGUUUGGCUUGCCAACUUCAAGCUCCUCCUCUUCUCCUUGGACCAUGGCCCCUUAUCUCCACCCCCACCAAAACUUCUCCAGUUCAUCCUUCUAGCUUGUCUUCCCAUUCAACUCAAGACCAAAAAUAACAGCAACCCAUCUCCACAAAUAAGCUUAUUUACAAGGUCAAUUCUACUGGUAGUUAAAAUAUUGCUCAUGGCUAUCAUCCUUCAUAGCUACUAUUACAUACAUCUGAUGCACCCCUACGUCGUUUUCGCUUUAUAUUGCGCCCACACUUACCUUGAAUUAGAAUUUGUGCUAGCCAUAUUUGGAGUUCUGGCUCGUGCGCUUUUUGGGUUCGAGCUUGACCGGCAAUUCGACGAGCCUUACCUUUCUUCCUCACUUCAAGACUUUUGGAGCCGUAGGUGGAAUCUCGCGGUGACAAGUAUUUUACGCUCAACUGUAUAUUUUCCUACACGAUAUUUCUUUAAGCGUAUAAUUGGUUCAACAGGAGCCACGUUGGUAGCUGUCAUGGCAUCAUUCUUAGUAUCGGGUUUAAUGCACGAGAUCUUGAUUUGUUAUGUGACACAUGUAAGUCCUACAUGGGAGGUAACGUGUUUCUUUGUCUUGCAUGGAUUCUGCUUGGCAAUCGAGGUGGCGGUGAAGAAGGUGGUGAGGGAUAGAUGGAGGAUGCCGGUGAUUGUUUCAAUGCCAUUUACAAUGGGUUUCAUUGCUACUACGAGCUUUUGGUUAUUUUUUCCUCAGAUAUUAAAAAAUGGAAUAGAUGACAAGAUUAUAAGAGAACUCUUAAAUACUGUAGACUUCAUUAAAGGCACAAAUUAA